Anolis carolinensis (green anole) is the source of this 12151-nucleotide messenger RNA. RefSeq names its product plexin B1 (gene plxnb1). Gene Ontology annotation, cellular component: semaphorin receptor complex; plasma membrane. The record is from RefSeq and is a predicted model, not a curated record. NCBI's taxonomy places the organism in Eukaryota, Metazoa, Chordata, Lepidosauria, Squamata, Anolidae. Gene Ontology annotation, molecular function: protein binding; semaphorin receptor activity. Bases 619 to 7218 code for a protein of 2199 amino acids. The transcript is spliced from 39 exons. Gene Ontology annotation, biological process: semaphorin-plexin signaling pathway involved in axon guidance; regulation of cell migration.
CGUGUGCUUUUGUCCGCCCUCCUCCCGCUUGCUUGCUUUCUUUCUUCCUCCCUCUUUCUCCCCUUUUUUGCAGUAGCCGCUGCCGCGCAGCAGGGGCUCCCUUGGCUCUCCCUGUGGCCGGCGCUUUCGCGGGCGCGGAACUACUUUCCUGCCUCCUCCUCCUCCUUCGCCUCUCUUUCUCCGCUUCGCCUCCAAGGAAACCCACUCUCCUGAUCCAUCCAGGCAUCGAUCGGGGCGCAUUUUGGAAGGCGAGGCGGGUUCCCUCCCCGUUGUGUCCCCGAGAAGGCGGACGGGCAACUCACUUGUCCGCACGGGAGCCUUUGGGGAGAGGAGAGCCCUUUCUUUCUUUCCUUCCCUCGCUUCUUCCUCGCCCUGGAGAGCCCCCGAGGAGCCUCGCCCCCACCUUCCGCCUGGGACCCUUUCUCCAGAGAUGGCAUUUUGGCUUGAAGUGCAUUGACUGAGAAGAGAAAUGAAGUCCAAGCAGUCCAAAUGGUUGCCUGAAUUCCAGGUGUUCUGCAGAUUUCUGGCUGGAGCUCUUAGCAAUUCACCAGAAGGCCUCUUACUCUUGGCAUUGCAUAGAGUGUGGACUCCUAUGCAACCUUGCCUAUAGCAGUCAGAAUGAGUAUGAUGCCAUUGGGGGCAUUCCUUCUUUCUGCGCUGUGUUUCCUGGGGACCAUCAUCCCACCAGGACUACAAUAUGCCUCCUUUUCGUACAACGCCACCAAGUUUCUUCAUUUGGUCAUGGAUCCUGAUUCAGGGACUCUCUAUCUGGGAGCGACAAACUUCCUUUUCCAGCUGACCCCGGACCUGACGAUGGAGGAAGCCGUUUCCACGGGGCCUUUCUAUGACAGCAAGGAUUGCCUUCCUCCCGUCACCAUGGAGAACUGUCCCCCGGCCCAAAAGACGGACAACUACAACAAGCUCUUGUUAGUCAAUCCCCUGGAAAAGGAGCUCAUCGUGUGCGGCAGCGUUUGGCAAGGGAUCUGUGAGAAGAGGAGGCUUGGCUCGAUUAAAAAUGUCCUCUUCCAACCUCAGACUCCAGGAGACACUCAAUACGUGGCAGCAAAUGACCCCAAUAUUUCCACAGUGGGGUUGGUUGGGUACUCCAAAGACAACGUGCCACUCCUCUUUGUGGGCCGAGGGUAUACCAGUCGGGGAGUGGGAGGCAGCAUUCCCCCCAUUACGACGCGAAAUCUUAGGGCUCACCCAGGAGAAAUCCCAGGUCUGGAUUCACACCCCAUCUUCUCCUACGAGGAAACUGCAAAACUGGCCGUGGGCCGGCUCUCGGAAUAUAACCAUCACUUUAUCCAGUCGUUCACUCAUGGCUCCAGCGUUUACUUCUUAUUUUACCGGCGUGAUCUGAAGUCACACUCCCGCGAGUAUAGGACCUACAUUUCAAAGAUCUGCCUGGAUGACUCGCACUAUUACUCCUAUGUGGAGCUACCAUUGCUCUGUAGGAGCAAAGACAAAACUUACAGCCUCCUGCAAGCUGCCUAUGUUGCACAACCCGGUGAAGAAGGAGGCAAUGGCUCAGCCCAAGGAGAUGUGCUUUUUGCUGCCUUUUCCGCCUGGCAGGCAUCUUCGGGGAAACUGAGCGAGGAAUCUGCACUAUGUAUUUAUACCAUGGACGAGGUGGACCGCCUCACCACACAGACCAGGGACCUCUGCUAUACCAAGGAUGGGAAAUCGGAGGAAGGGGUAGAGGUGGCGUAUAUUGAAUAUGACGUCAAUUCCAUCUGUGUCCAGCUGUCAGCGGACACUUUGGAUGCCUAUCCCUGUGGUUCAGACCACACUCCAAGUCCCAUGGCCAGCCGGCUGCCACUUGAAGCCACCCCGAUCCUGGAAAAACCCGAUUCACGUCUCACAGCAGUAGCAGUCAGCAUUGAAGAUGGACACACUGUCAUCUUCCUGGGGGACAGCAAAGGUCAACUGCACAAGGCCUACCUGGGAGCAAUGGGAGACGCUCACCUCUAUGCUUCUCAGGUGAUCCAGCCCAACAGUGCCGUGAAUGGAGACCUCCUUUUCGACCAGCCCAAGGAGCAUCUGUAUGUCUUGACUCAGUCUAUGGUAUCCAAAAUUCCCAUAUUCGAGUGUUCUCUGUACUCUGACUGCGAGUCCUGUUUGGCGCUGAGGGACCCGUAUUGUGGCUGGUGUGUCCUCCAAGGAAAAUGCAGCCGUCGCUCUGAGUGCUUCAGGUUCCAAGUGAGUGAGCAGUGGCUCUGGGGUUUCAAUUCAACCCAACAGUGUCUGUCCGUCCAGUCAGUGGCCCCAGCCAGCAUCAGCCGAGAAGUACAGAAAAAUAUACUCUUGACUCUUUCGGAUUUGCCGGCCCUGCAGAAUGGGGAGUCGUAUUCAUGCUUCUUUGAGGACUAUGAAAGCCCAGCGGUGCGGAUGGGGCCAGGCAUCAUGUGUCCCUCACCAGAUCCCAGCCAUGCACCAAUUUUGAAAGCAGGAACAGACCACAUAACCAUUCAGCUGGUGGUCCGCUUCCGUGAUGUUUUCAUUGCUUCAACAGCAUUCUCCUUUUACGAUUGCACGGCUGUGGCGUUUCUGCGGAAAUUGGCACCGUGCCAGGGGUGUGUGAGCAGCCAUUGGGGUUGUAACUGGUGUGUCCAUCAGCAUCUCUGCACACAUAAAGCCAUCUGUGAGGAAGGAGCCAUUAUCUACAAUGAGAGGGCUCAGACACCAAGCAUCAGCCCAUUCCUACUCUCAACCACUCCGUACGCAGCAGAAUCCCCCUCACCUUCUCCAGAUGUAGCUACUGAACCCCCUCUCCUCUCAGCCACACCUGUGCCAACGUCCACUCCAAGUCCCACCACCGAACCGGUUACCCCGUCCACCACACUGCCCCCAACUACCAUCAGGACUACCCUGCAGCCAGAAACCCUCAGUUCCACCCAUGUGCUCUCAACAACCGUAGACACUGGCACUACCUUGGAAGCAACCACAGGCUCCUCGACACUGAGCCCAACUGAAGUGCCUGCGACUACUCCAGCUACCUCUGAGCCUACCUCCAGCAGCGAACCAGAGACAUCUGGCCCUGUGACACACUCUACCUCACAACCCGUUAUUGAAACCGAAGGCUGGUCAACCGUUGCUUCUUUGACUACUCCUCAUAGCACAUUGCAGCCUUUUGUGGAGGCGCUGACAGCUUUCCCAGAUACAGAAAAUUCCACAACGCCAUCUCCCAUCCCAGUGGAGUCCACAUCUCCUGUGCCAACACCUUUCAACUCCAAUCAGACAGAAAAUGCUUCCAUAUCUUCCUCUGACUUACCACCAGAAGACCUGGAGACAGAGCAGUCUUUUUCUAAGGAAGUCUCAUCUACAGACCUUCCGGACUGGUUACCUCCCGAGGAUAGCACUGAAUCAAUGGAGUCGCCGGAAAAUGACACAGCCUCCCUUUCUGCCUCUAUCCUUUUGUCAGGCGAUGGAGAUUCCUCAGAGAGCGAUAGCUCAGAUUUCCCCAGGAUCCUGAACCAGGGGCUUGACUAUCAGUACGAUGCUCCUGGAUUUCUAGAUUUGAGUGAGGAGUUCAAUUGGGGACCAGAAGCAUGCCCUUGUGUGAGGGGAAUUCAAGGGUCCUCUCUCAUGCCGGUCAAUGUAGAAAGGAAGAUAACACUGAUCGGAAGAAACUUCCAUCUCUAUCAGGAUCAGCUCUGGGACUAUGAAUGUGCCUUGGUUCUGGAGGGGAAGACCUUGGUGAUGGAGGCUUAUAUAGAACAGGAUGAAAACAAUCCAUCCCUUUGCUAUAUCACUUGCCAACUGCACCAGUACAGCUACUCAGCCCCCCAACUUGAAUUCAGUGCAGUAAUAUUUGUGCAGAGAAAGCGGCAUCUCCGUGUGGACAGCAUCGAAGACCUCCACGUGACGCUCUACAAUUGCUCCAUGGGACACUUGGAUUGCAGCCGCUGCCAAACCGCAGAUGCCAAGUAUAACUGCGUGUGGUGUGGAGGGGAGCAGCCCAGCUGCCUAUUUCGGGACUCCUGCAAAGAAGAGGUUGCAGACGUGUGUCCGGCUCCUCUCAUUCAUUCAGUUUAUCCUUUAACUGGGCUGACAGAAGGUGGCACCAGAAUCACCAUCAGUGGUUCAAACCUUGGUCAGAAACAUGAAGAUAUUGCAGAGACAGUCACUGUGGCAGGAAUCCCCUGUGAGGUUGAUACUCUGGUUUAUGAGAUCUCCAGCAGUAUCGUAUGCACCACGGGCGGAAGCGGCACAGAGAGGUCCGGGCAUGUGGUCGUGGAGGUUCCCGGAGGAGGACAGGGAGUCUCUGCUCACGUGUUCACAUACCAGAACCCAGAGCUGAAAUCCAUUUCUCCAUCCCGAGGUCCCAAGGCUGGAGGCACCAGCCUGACAUUGAAGGGCACCAAGCUGCUGACGGGAAAUCCCAGCAAAAUCAGCAUUCUGAUUGGAAACUUCCCUUGCUAUAUUCGUUCUGACCUGCAGGAGGACACGCUGCAGUGCCUCACAAGUCCCAGCAAUGCAUCUGUGCCACUUCCGGUCACAAUCAAGUAUGGAGAUCAAGAACGGAAAUUGGAGCAUUCCCUCUUCAAGUAUACGCCAGACCCCAACAUCACAUAUGCAGAACCAGCCAAGAGUUUCCAGAGUGGAGGAAGAGAAAUCCGGGUUCAUGGGCAUAACCUUGACGUUGUGCAACAGCCCAGGAUCCAGGUCACGGUUUCACCACUGGAGCGCCGACGCCGGGGCCUUGGGAGAUGGCGUCGAAUUAUCCCCGAUACAGAAUGUCUGGAGAAUUCCCUCUGCAGCAUUCAACAGUUUGAAGAGCCCUGUGAGGUCAACUCCUCCCAUCUCAUCCUGUGCAAAACACCCGGCAUUCAACAGCUGCCCCACUCCAUCCAAGUAAAACUGGAGUUUGUCCUGGAUAAUCUCAUCUUUGACUUCAACUCAUUCCAUCCAAGUGGCUUCUCCUAUGAGGUGGAUCCCAUCUUGAAGCCACUCAACACAGAGGACCAAAGCAAACCCUAUCGUCACAAGCCUGGAAGUGUCAUCUCUGUGGAGGGAGAGAAUCUGGACUUGGCAAUUAGCAAAGAAGAGGUGAAAGCCAUGAUUGGAGUCGGAAUCUGCUCAGUGAAGACCCUCACGAAGAACCAUCUCUAUUGCGAGCCUCCUACGGAGCAACCAGUCCCGCAGCACCGGUCCAAGCGGGAAGGCGCAGACUCCUUGCCAGAGUUCACAGUUCAGAUGGGAAAUAUGAACUUUUCGCUCGGUCGGGUGCAAUAUGACACGGAGAGCCAGCUCAACUUUCCCCUGGAAGCCCAGAUUGGAUUGGGUGUUGGAGCCUCCUUUGUUGCGUUGAUUGUUCUCAUCAUUGUCUUCAUAUACAGGCGAAAGAGCAAGCAGGCCCUGAGGGACUACAAGAAGGUUCAGAUUCAGCUAGAAAAUCUGGAAACAAGUGUUCGGGAUCGAUGCAAAAAGGAAUUCACAGAUCUCAUGACCGAGAUGAUGGAUCUCACCAGUGACUUAGUUGGGACUGGGAUUCCUUUCUUGGAUUACAAGACCUAUGCAGAACGCAUCUUUUUCCCUGGCCACCGUGAGUCACCAUUACAAAGGGAUUUGGAUGUGCCUGAAUCUCGGAGGCAAACGGUGGAACAGGGCUUGGUGCAGCUCUCCAAUCUCCUCAACAGCAAGCUCUUUCUCACCAAGUUUAUCCACACCUUGGAAAUUCAGCGCACAUUCUCUCCAAGGGAUCGGGCCUAUGUCGCAUCGCUUCUCACAGUCUCAUUGCAUGGGAAACUUGAAUACUUCACAGACAUCCUCAAGACUCUCCUGAAUGACCUGGUGGAGCAGUAUGUAGCCAAGAAUCCUAAGCUGAUGCUGAGAAGGACAGAAACAGUGGUUGAGAAGUUGUUGACCAAUUGGAUGUCCAUCUGCCUCUAUGCAUUUGUAAGGGACUCUGUUGGGGAGCCCCUCUAUAUGCUCUUCCGAGGGAUCAAGCACCAGGUGGACAAGGGGCCCGUGGACUGGGUAACCGGGAAGGCAAAGUACACCUUGAACGAUAACCGCCUUCUCCGAGAGGACCUGGAAUAUCGCACACUGACAUUAACAGUCUUGGCUCAAUCUGGGAACACAGUAGGAAGUACGGAGGGUGCCCAAGGAGUGUUGGUGAAGGGUCUGGACUGUGACACAAUCACUCAGGUGAAGGAGAAGAUCCUUGAUCAGAUCUACAAAGGGACACCUUACUGCCACCGACCAGACCCAGACUCCCUUGAUCUGGAAUGGAGAUCAGGGCUGGCCGGGCACCUUAUCCUCUCUGAUGAAGAUGUGACAUCAGUUGUUCAGGGCAAUUGGAAGCGUCUCAACACAUUGCAGCACUAUAAGGUGCCUGAUGGAGCCACGGUUGCCCUUGUUCCUCGUAUGACCAAGCACCUUCCCAGGGAGAAUCAGGAUUACAUCCCUGGAGAGAAGACUCCAAUGUUGGAAGAUGCUGACGAAGGUGGGAUGAAGCUUUGGCACCUGGUGAAGCCUACGGAGGAGCCUGAGCUGCCAAAACAUCGGCGAGGGAGUCUUCGUGAGCGGGAGAGAGCCAAGGCCAUCCCAGAGAUCUAUCUAACCCGCCUCCUCUCCAUGAAGGGAACUCUUCAAAAGUUUGUGGAUGACUUGUUCCAAGUGAUCCUGAGUACCAGCCGUCCCGUCCCACUGGCUGUGAAGUAUUUCUUUGACCUGCUGGAUGAGCGGGCAUUGAGUCAUGGGAUCACAGACCCAGAAACCAUCCAUAUCUGGAAGACAAACAGCCUGCCUCUGAGGUUCUGGAUCAACAUCAUCAAGAACCCACAGUUCGUCUUUGAUGUGCAGACAUCAGAUAACGUAGAUGCUGUGCUGUUGGUCAUUGCUCAAACCUUCAUGGAUUCCUGCACCCUUGCUGACCACAAGCUGGGCCGGGACUCUCCCAUUAACAAGUUGCUCUACGCCCGUGACAUUCCACGCUACAAGCAGAUGGUGGAAAGGUACUAUGCAGAUAUCCGUCAAACCAUCUCUGCCAGUGACCAGGAGAUGAAUUCUGCUCUGGCUGAGCUAUCGCGAAAUUACUCAGGUGAACUCAAUUCCUUGGUGGCUCUGCAUGAACUCUACAAGUACAUCAACAAGUAUUAUGACCAGAUUAUUACGGCAUUGGAGGAGGACCCAACGGCCCAGAAGAUGCAGCUGGGAUACCGCUUGCAACAGAUUGCCGCAGCUGUGGAGAACAAAGUCACUGACUUGUGAUGUGCCCAGGACAGAGGGACAGUCAGACGAGUGGAGCAGGAGGACAGACAACCUCCUGCUGCAAUCAGGACCACGUGCUCCACAUUGAGGCGGAAAGAGGAGCAGACCAGGAAACGCCAAGCGCAAGGGGCCAAGUGUGCCAGUGGAUUCUCUCUCUUUUCUCUCUAUUUUUUACAGACUUGUUACAAAUAGUAAAAGUAAUGGUGAUAAUAAUAAACAUUGCUUAGGGAAGACCUUUCUGUAAACGGAACCUGAGCUCCCUCCGGAUGAGCCAAGUCAAGCAGCCAGGAGGCCAUGGGAGGAAGAGACUUGAUUUAGCUGUGCAAGAUGUGUUGCAUCUCUUGCAGCCUGAAGUUACUGAGGAUUUCGUUAUAGGCAAGGACCUUAACUGGGACCACAUGAGAGAAAAUAGCCGUCCCCUGGCUACGUAGCAGGGAAGAACACCCACUUCCCCAGGCUGACCGUGGGGUAUAUCCCUUGCGGUAUCUGGUGGCACUUCCUUUUCCCCCCCAGAAUUAUGGCUUCAAAGCAGGCUAGGACAAGUUCAAAGGUACAGGCUGAGGAAGGAAGAGUUGGCCUGAAAUUCAAAGGCACCUGGGACUCCCAUCAAACCAUCAAGUUGGUCCUUGCAACCCCCAGCAAAGGCACUUGGUUCUCCCUCCUCAGCACAUGAACAUGCGACUGUUUCUUCAGGCAGAGCUACUGCCUCCACCAUCCUGUUCUCAGAAAGCACAAAAAGAAGCCUUCCUUUCUUCUGACUGCCUCGCAUUCUCCGUUUUCUGCUGCUUUGUAGAUUGCAUUGCAGACUUGAGUUUGGGGGGGGGGGGGAGUAUUUGAGCACAUGAUUUAAAACACCCCUUGCCUUUUGAUCUACCACUUCUCCGCCAGCAAUACCCCACUUUCAUGAAGUUAAUUCCUGCCACCAACAAACUGCCUAGAAAGUUACUUUGGAGGACAGUUCCUCGAAUCUCCACUAGACAUUCUGGCUGGGGAUUCUGGGAGUUAUACUCCAAACACUAACUUUCCUCAACCCUGCCCGUGUCCCCCAUGGGGGCGUUUCUAUAAUGACGCUGCCAGACUUGACUUACAUUUUUACAACACUUGUUUGCAGUCCUGACGUCUUCUGUAAUCUGAGAUUGAAAUAUCUCUCUUUCUCCCAAGGCAGCCUUUAUGAUUGCCAUGCCUAUAGUUGAAGUUGCCAAAUCUUUACUACUCAUUUUUCCAGCUUCUUUUGCCAUCAAGAAAAAGCACCUGGAUCUAUAGGCAGCAUGAAUUGCUUUGAUAUGAGCAUCCAUGCCACAAUAAGCAUCACUUGCUGAUUCCUAUAGAUCAUUAAGCUGCUAGUAAACGGCACAGGAGCAAGCUGAGUGGGCUUCUUUUAGCUAAAGUUGGCUAUCCUAUCUUACUGUGCGGCUGAAAUGAAAUUCAAAUCAUGAGGGCCCCUUUCAUGUACUACCUAGCUUGAUUCCCCUUUAACUGCCGUGGCCCCUUCUUAUAAAAUCCCUGGGAUUGUAGUUUGUUGGAGCCCCCAAUAGCGCAGUGUGUUAAAGCGCUGAGCUGCUGAACUUGCAAACCGAAAAGUCGCAGGUUCGAAUCCUGCGAGCAGGGUGAGCGCCCCCUGUUAGCUCCAGCUUCUGCCAACCUAGCAGUUCGAAAACAUGCAACUGUGAGUAGAUCAAUAGGUACUGCUCCAACGGGAAGGUAACGGCACUUCAUGCAGUCAUGCUGGCCACAUGAUUUUGGAGAUGUCUACGGACAACGCCAGCUCUUCGGCUUGGAAAUGGAGAUGAGCACCAAAUCCCAGAGGCGGACAUGACUGAACUUAACGUCAAGGGAAACCUUUACCCUUGUUGAGGGUAGUUUGUUGAGGCCCAAGAGCCCCUUGGCUGAGAAUCUAAAUGCCCCCCAAACUACAAAUCCCAGACUUCCAUAGGAUGCAACCAUGGCAGUUAAGGUGGAAUCAUAGUGCCAUAACUAUAAUGUGAAAAGGUCCCAGGUGAGACACUGCUGGAUUGUUCUACAUUCCUUCCUGUCAGGAGGAACCUUCACACCGGCACUGCUAACAUUCCUUUCUUUCUUCUUGUUUCAGUGGUCCUCAACCUGUGGGUCCCCAGGUGUUUUGGCCUACAACUCUCAGAAAUCCCAGCCUCUUUACCAACUGUUAGGAUUUCUGGGAGCUGAAGGCCAGAGGGGAGCCACAGGUUGAGAACCUCUGCAGAUGUUAGUGAUAUUUCUGUAGGGUUGUACUAUUUGACACUGGAGGUGUCCAUCCUUUCUUGCAAACCAUCUAAUAAGAUUGUCAGCUUUUUUGCAAAGCUUUGCACAACAGAAACACACAAAGGGUGCAGGUUUUCUCACUGCUGCAUUUCUCAGGCAACAAAACAGAUGUAAAGUUUGUCUUGGACUGAUCUCUAACGAGAUGUAAGCCUUAGAGGGCUGCAGAACUCUACAGUAUUUUUUUGUUAAAAGAGUUUUCUGUGACUUAAAAGAUUGUAUGUCCAAAAUAGGUAGAGAUGAACUGCAUGACUGAUUUAAAAAAAAGGAAAAAUUGCCAUCAUACUAUUCAGCUAGGUGUUACAGUGCCAGAGUAGGGUGCUCAAACUUUUCCCUCUGAGCCAUUUCUCUCUUUUCAGUUCCUUCUCUAGUCACUGUUGCCCUUUUGGGGAAAAUAUACAGGUGCCAUCCAUAUUUUCAAGUGUCUGGCAAACAUCAGGUUUAAGGUGAGAAGAUUCAAAUUAAGUAAAUGGCAUUAGGGCGAUUUCCUUUCCCAAAGCACUGCAGUGUCUAUUUAAAUGGUCUCUUAAGAUCCACUGGGGUUUGGUUCCAUUACCCCCAAUGGAUACCAAAAUCCAUGGAUGUUCAAGUCCCAUUAUAUACAAUGGCAUUGUAAAAUGGCAAAUAACUCAAACAAGUGCCAGAGAAAGCCUGAGGAUCUGUGAAAUAACAGGAGGCUGCAGCAGGGGAUGUGAUUGCAUACACAUCAGCAUAAUGCUCAGUGUAUGGCAAAAUCAUUUGCAUUUUGUAUUUUCCUCACAUAUUUGCAGCUGGGGAUACAGAAUCUAUGGAUUAUAACUUUUUUUUUUUAAUUGGAAAGAAAUCCUAUUCAUGGGUGGAUUUCCUGUGUCAUGCCUAACUUGGGCCUAAGUUAAAUAUAGCCUUCCAUAAACUCUGGAUGUGUUCAACUACAAAUCCUACUAUCCUCAGUCAGGAUGUUCAUUGGCGAUAGGAGUUGUAGUCCAACAAAUUGAGCAUGGCCCUGGUUGGAGAAGACUCUCCUAAGAGGUAGAAAAGCUGAUGCCUAUUGAGCAGUGGUAUAGCACAAUAAUAAGAAAAAUAGCUAUUCAUAAACUUUAACUUUCCUGGUUCCAAGCCUAGCCAUAAUCUUUCCCUAGUGCCUUAAGCCAGCAAUUUCUCUUUUAGCCACAGUCUUGGGCUUACAACUUGAGGAUUGCUGAUAAUCAUAUUGGCUUACUUUACCUAGUAACUUUCAUGUGCUCAGGUGCUUAGGGAAAUGUCUAUGUUAACAUUAAGACUAGUAUGGCCAGAAACUCCAUAUGGUUCUCAGCAGAUGAUCAUCUAAUGCAGUGGUUCUCAACCUGGGAACCCAGAUGUUUUUGGCCUUCAACUCCCAGAAACCCUAACAGCUGGUAAACUGGCUGGUAUUUCUGGGAGUGGUAGGCCAAAAACAUCUGGGGACCCCAGGUUGAGAACCACUGAUCUAAUGGUUUGAGCAUUGGAAUAUGACUCUGGAGACCAGAGUUUGAAUCCCUGCAUGGCCAUGGAAACCCAGUAGCUGACUUGAAAUAAGGCACACUCUCUUAGCUUCAGAAGUGGGCAAAAGCAAAGCCCCCUUUGAACAAAUCUUGCCAAGAAAACCCCAAAAUAGGUUCGCCUCAGGGUUGCCAUAAAUUGGAAAUGACUUGAAGGCACAUGACAACAAUAGUCGCACCUGCAAUAUUAAGAUGUCACCUGUCUUGUGCCUCUUGUGCUCUGCAGCCAACAGUGGUAACACAUAUUUUGCAGCUAUACUUAAAGCUCUCAGGCUUAUAUGUUUUUUUCCCCCCAACCUCACCUCUUAUGUCUGGUGUUAACACCUCAAAUGAGAAAUGAUGGAGCUUGAGCCAUCUUAGGACAUCUGACCUGGAAGUUCUUCCUCAACAGAAGAUGGCAUGACAUUGAGCCAAUGCUGAAAGGAAGCCAUUUUGUACACGUUCAGCAGUGCUAUUGUAGGUGUUAUCCCCAUUUCAAGACUGGUCUGGUAGCUGAAAACAUGUUUUGGGUGUCUAGUUAAAAUUAAUACUACCUCUGAUGGGAGCUUCAGUCAGGAUUCUGCUUAAUGGGGAACUUUUGGGGAAUGUUAGAAUCCCUUGACAUUGAUAAGGGAAUGGAAGCAUUGUUGUCCAAAAUAUUUGGAGGUCUAAAGGAUCCUCAACCAAUUCUUCAGUCUACAAAUUUUUUUAAAAGGUGGCUAUAUUCAAAAGAAAACAAACAGGCAGUUCUGACUUUCAUAUUAUACAUAAUACAUGCUUGCAGGAACUUCAUCAAUGACGAUGAUGAUGGAGAAAGCAGCUGUUUAUGGUGGGUGUUAGGAAACGGUUUACCUUCUCCAAACUUGGGGGAACUUGGUAUAUCUUUACCUUGUUUCUGUCCUCUUUGUGUGUUCUGUUCCAGUUCCUCAAAAAUGUUUUUUUUUUCUCAACUGAUCUGAGAAUUAAUUAUUAUUAAUCUGGAAAGCUUGACAAGAAAAACCAGCCUGUAUUGUUUUGUUCCAUAGUAUGAUAAUGUUAUUGUAGAUACUGUUCUGAGCAAAGUAGGAAUUUUAUCAUGAAACGAGAAGUUUUGUCUGUAAAUAAUCAGUUUAGAUCCCAGAUGACUUUAUUACAGAGCAAAAUUCUUACACGGUAAUUCAAUAAACUUUAAUAUACAACACAGA